CCCCUCCCUUGGCAAGCCUGACAAGUCUUGCUUCAUAGGGCCAGAACCCUUUGCAUUGGCCUGCGAACAUCCGUACAGUGGCACUUGAGGAGAGGGAGCAAGCGCUCAGAGCAAAUUCACGUGACCUCCGGAACCACUCCGAUGUGGAGCUGUCCCGCGCUAUCUAAGAAGAUGUCGUCGGACACCUGGCGAUUCGGCCAACCACUCCUAAACGUUCGCCGCUUCCUUCCUGUGGAGAAUCCUUCCUUGAGACUCCUGCCUUUCUCCUCUAUCUUUACCACCUUCCAAGCUUAGACUAGUAACAGACAGACGACGCUGCAAAUGUCGCCCACCGCCGGAAAGCCCAUCACCUGCAAGGCCGCUGUGGCCUGGGAAGCGAGCAAGCCGCUCUCGCUCGAGACGGUCGAAGUCGCCCCUCCAAAGGCUGGCGAGGUCCGCGUCAAGAUCACCUGGACUGGUCUCUGCCACACGGACUAUUACACCCUGAGUGGCAAUGACCCUGAAGGCGCUUUCCCAGCCAUCCUUGGCCAUGAGGGCGCCGGCAUCGUCGAGUCGGUCGGUGAGGGCGUGACCGAGUUCAAGGAGGGCCAGAGUGUGAUUCUGCUCUACACGGCCGAGUGCAAGCAGUGCAAGUUCUGCAAGUCGGGCAAGACGAAUCUCUGCCAGUCCAUCCGCGCCUACACGGGUCGAGGCGUGAUGCCAGACGAGACGAAGCGCUUCACGUGCAAGGGCAAGGAGCUCUUCCACUUCAUGGGCACCUCGACGUUCAGCCAGUACACUGUUGUGUCGCAGUACUCGCUCGUCGCCGUCGAUGACCGCGCGCCCCAGGAGAAGACGUGCUUGCUCGGAUGUGGCAUUACCACGGGCUACGGCGCGGCGACAAAGACGGCAAAGGUCGAAGAAGGAAGCACUGUCGCCGUCUUUGGCAUUGGAUGUGUGGGAUUGGCCGUUCUCGAGGGCGCUGUGCACUCCAAGGCAUCCAGGAUCAUUGCCAUUGACCUCAACGAUGAGAAGGAAGCCUGGGCAAAGAAAUUUGGCGCAACCGACUUCAUCAACCCGUCGAAGCUGCCAAAGGACAAGAAGAUUGUCGACCACCUCGUCGAGCUCACCGACGGCGGUCUCGACUACACUUUCGACUGCACGGGCAAUGUCAAGGUGAUGCGAGAUGCCCUCGAGGCGUGCCACAAGGGAUGGGGUGUCUCGACCAUCAUUGGCGUCGCUGCGGCAGGCCAGGAAAUCAGCACCCGGCCAUUCCAGCUCGUCACGGGCCGCAAGUGGCAGGGCUCGGCCUUUGGCGGCGUCAAGGGCAAGACGGACCUGCCGGGCAUCAUCGAAAAGUACAUGAACAAGCAGUUCAAGAUCGACGAGUACAUUACCCACCACGUCAAGCUCGACGACAUCAACAAGGGCUUCGACUACAUGAAGUCGGGUGACUGCAUCCGCUGCGUCACCGACAUGUCAUGAGAGGCUGCCCCCUUCGUCUUUCUGUAAGAUUCGAUGGGAUUGAAUCCAAUGAAUAAAGCAGGUGAAACGUUAUCGGGAGGGCAGGAAUCUGCAACCUCGAGACGACAUCCAAAGUUCUUUCCCUUUUUGCACACUAUGAUGCUGAUUGGUUAUAAAUGCAAGCAAUCGGGCCACAAUGAAGGGGAUGGUAUCUUUGUUUCAGCGGAG
Molecule: messenger RNA, 1671 nt
Organism: Acaromyces ingoldii
Lineage: Eukaryota; Fungi; Basidiomycota; Exobasidiomycetes; Exobasidiales; Cryptobasidiaceae
Product: putative glutathione-dependent formaldehyde dehydrogenase
Exons: 3
Coding region: 322-1464 (380 amino acids)
Biological process (GO): formaldehyde catabolic process
Cellular component (GO): cytosol
Molecular function (GO): S-(hydroxymethyl)glutathione dehydrogenase [NAD(P)+] activity; zinc ion binding
Source: RefSeq, a predicted model, not a curated record